AUGUCGACCGCCACUCCAGCGGUGUUCUUUGCACGUCUUACUACCCGAUUGGGCAACCCGAUGUCUCUAAAGGUCUCACGAAGCAUGAAGGUGCUGAGGGAUGGACGAGCUGUCAUAUGGGAGGCUGCUACGGGUGUCAUUAACGAUGCCACCGGGAACGGUGCCAACGGAGAUGCGGUCUUUGUCCGGCAUACCUCGGUGCCUGACACAAAGGACGGUGGCAUUUCGGUAUGGCUUUCGGAGAUCGACGGGCAAACAAUGGAGAUACUUCAACACAACGGCGAUAACGGCUCGAAAGAGAUGCUGCCCUCAGUGCCGUCCCUUCUAAGCCCAGAAUCGAUGCCAGCCUCAUGCGCUUGUGGCACGGUCAGCUUCCACAUCACCCGCCCCGACGAAAAGAGCUAUGUUCCGCACUCUGGCUACCCCGACCUGCAAUACGCCGCCUGCUCGCACUCUGCUGAGUUCAUGGGCAACGCCAAAAAGGACAAGUGGUGGAUUCGCGCCGACGGGACGAAAUACCUCGCAGGAACCUGUGCAUGCCGCUCCUGCCGCCUCAUCACCGGCUUCGAGAUCCAGACGUGGGCCUUUGUCCCGCGCAGCAACAUCUUCUUCCACGUCCCCAGCCCCGACGGCCGGCAGGCCGUCAUGCCUCUCGACUUUAACGCCCUGCCUUCAGGCAUCCUGCAAACGUACGGCUCCUCUCCCGGUGUCCUUCGGGAGUUCUGUGGAAAAUGCGGUGCGACGGUCUUUUGGCACGACAAAUGGCGUCCCGACGUCAUCGACAUCAGCGUCGGCCUCUUUCGCGCGAAAGAAGGCGCAAGGGCGGAGACAUGGUUGGACUGGUGGACCGAGCGGUGCAGCUUCGAGGAGGAGGCUGAAAGGGGUCGAACAGGAGAAGCCGCGCGCCUCGCACGAAGGCUUGUUGACGGUCUGGAACGUGGCCUGCGCUCAGGGGCAGGGGAAAGUUGA
Messenger RNA from Colletotrichum chrysophilum, 969 nucleotides. RefSeq lists its product as uncharacterized. Lineage: Eukaryota; Fungi; Ascomycota; Sordariomycetes; Glomerellales; Glomerellaceae. Bases 1 to 969 code for a protein of 322 amino acids. The transcript has 2 exons. Gene Ontology annotation, molecular function: carbon-sulfur lyase activity. The record is from RefSeq and is a predicted model, not a curated record.